Durio zibethinus is the source of this 1837-nucleotide messenger RNA. RefSeq names its product auxin-responsive protein IAA9-like. NCBI's taxonomy places the organism in Eukaryota, Viridiplantae, Streptophyta, Magnoliopsida, Malvales, Malvaceae. Gene Ontology annotation, biological process: regulation of DNA-templated transcription. The record is from RefSeq and is a predicted model, not a curated record. Gene Ontology annotation, cellular component: nucleus.
AAAAAGAAGAAAGGAAGAGUGGUUUUUAUGAGACAAAAGGAUUUUUAUAAUUUUUAAAGUUUGUUUAUUUUAAUGCAUAGAGUUUCACAUCGGACAGCAAAUAAGCUUUUGUUACUUUGGGAUAAAUGGAGGGUCCUUAGCUUUCUCUCUGAAAAAAAAAAAAAAAUCUCUACUUUGCUUGAUUCUAAGUAAAACUCAAACCAAAAAAGCAACAAAAUUUUGGAAGAGUUUGAUUUUGAUCUUCUUCUUCAGUUUCUGAUCCACGAAUCCAAUCAGGCUGUGAAGUAUUGAGGGUGUGUCGUUUUUUGAAUUCUGAUGUCUCCGCCGCUGCUUGGCGUGGAGGAGGAAGGGGGUCCGAGCAAUGUAACUUUACUGGGUUCUUCGGGCUCCAUGGAUAGUGUGUGCCAGAAAAGUUCUGAAUUGAAGGAACGCAACUACAUGGGCUUGUCUGAUUGUUCUUCCGUGGAUAGCUCUGUUGUGUCCCCUUCGUCUGAGGGAAGCAAGGCUAGUUUGAAUCUUAAGGCAACAGAGCUUAGGCUUGGGCUUCCUGGAUCCCAGUCACCUGAAAGAAAUCCGGAGCUUUGCUUAUUAAGCUCUGCUCAAUUUGAUGAGAAACCCCUCUUCCCUUUGCAUCCUUCAAGUGAUGGUCACUGCUCCUCAUCACAGAAGACUGUUGUUUCAGGCAACAAAAGAGGGUUCUCCGAUGCAAUGGAUGGGUUCUCUGAGGUUAAAUUUCAUUCUAAUUCAAAAGUAGAUGUGAUGCUGUCACCCAGACCUUCUUCGAACUUGGGACUGAAAUCAGGUUCUGUGCUUGAGAACCUUGGGGCUCAACCAACAAAAGCCAAAGAGAUCACGAAUCAGAAGGUGGUACAGGACAGGCCUCACGCUGUCAAUGAGACCAUGCCCAAUCCUAACACAUCUGCAAACAUUAACAGUGGAGCACCUGCUACCAAGGCACAGGUUGUAGGUUGGCCUCCUAUUCGGUCAUUCAGGAAGAACUCAUUGGCCUCUACUUCGAAGAACACUGAUGAAGUAGAUGGAAAGGCAGGGCCAGGUGCUCUGUUUGUUAAGGUCAGCAUGGAUGGUGCUCCUUAUUUGAGGAAAGUAGACUUGAAAAACUACUCUAAAUAUCAGGAGCUGUCUUCUGCUCUUGAGAAGAUGUUUAGUUGUUUUACCAUAGGUCAAUGUGGAUCUCAUGGAACCCUGGGUAGGGAGCUGCUGAGCGAAAGCAAGCUGAAGGAUCUGCUGCAUGGAUCAGAAUAUGUUCUUACUUAUGAGGAUAAAGAUGGUGACUGGAUGCUUGUGGGUGAUGUCCCAUGGGAGAUGUUUAUUGAUACCUGCAAAAGGCUGAGGAUCAUGAAAAGCUCUGAUGCCAUUGGACUCGCCCCCAGGGCCGUGGAAAAAUGCAGGAACCGGAACUAGCUACUGUUAUACAUGAUUUUUGCUAUCCGUGCAGCAGCCUUUCUGGAGAAGUAGAAGCACUUACAAGAUUCUUUCUGAAGAGAUGAGAGGAUGUUGGAGUGGGUAGGACAUCAUGUUUAUCUGCUUUCAUAUCUUUCUAUGUUUUAUCUUCCUUUCGCGAGGGAAUUCAUAUCAUGUAAGUCUUGUUUUUAGUUUACUAAAAGUUAUAAAACCAUCAAGGCCUAGCGUUUGUGAGUAAUUUUAAGAUUCAAUCAGUAUAAAAUCUGGACAAGUCCCUGUUCCCACGAAGGAUCUUCAGUUUGUAAAGUGCAUGGUUUGUUGAGCUUUUGUCUUGUGUGUUUUGUAUGGUGAAAGACCUCGACAUUAUCUGUAAUCCUGAACAUGAUUGAAUUAACUGUGUGUUAUUCUGCUUAAC